Molecule: messenger RNA, 2160 nt
Organism: Poecilia latipinna (sailfin molly)
Lineage: Eukaryota; Metazoa; Chordata; Actinopteri; Cyprinodontiformes; Poeciliidae
Product: focal adhesion kinase 1-like
Exons: 19
Biological process (GO): protein phosphorylation; signal complex assembly
Cellular component (GO): focal adhesion
Molecular function (GO): ATP binding; protein tyrosine kinase activity
Source: RefSeq, a predicted model, not a curated record
UUGUUUUGUUUGUUUUUUAAAAAUACUUUCUUUGCUCUUUUCUCAUGUUCCCCUCUCAGCACGGGAUUAUGAGAUCCAGAGAGACAGGAUAGAGUUGGGUCGCUGCAUCGGAGAGGGUCAGUUUGGCGACGUUCACCAAGGAGUCUACAGCUGCCCGGACAAGCCGCCUCUGCCUGUUGCCAUCAAAACCUGCAAAAACUGCACCACAGACAGCGUCAGAGAGAAGUUCCUUCAAGAAGCCUUAACAAUGCGCCAGUUCGACCACCCUCACAUCGUUAAACUGAUCGGCGUGAUCACAGAGAACCCGGUGUGGAUCAUCAUGGAGCUCUGCACGCUCGGAGAGCUGCGGUCGUUCCUUCAGGUGAAGAAGUACAGCCUGGACUUGGCCACCCUCAUUCUGUUUUCCUACCAGCUCAGCACAGCGCUGGCCUACCUGGAGAGCAAACGCUUUGUGCACAGAGAUAUUGCGGCGCGUAAUGUGUUGGUCUCCUCUGUGGACUGCGUGAUGCUCGGAGACUUUGGUCUGUCUCGAUACAUGGAGGACAGCUCUUACUACAAAGCUUCUAAAGGUAAACUUCCUAUUAAAUGGAUGGCACCAGAAUCUAUCAACUUCAGGAGAUUCACCUCUGCUAGUGACGUUUGGAUGUUUGGAGUGUGUAUGUGGGAGAUUUUAAUGUACGGCAUCAAGCCGUUCCAGGGGGUAAAGAACAACGAUGUGAUUGGUAGGAUAGAGAACGGGGAGCGGCUGGCCAUGCCUCCCCAGUGUCCGCCCACCCUCUACAGCCUGAUGACCAAAUGUUGGUCGUACGACCCCAGCAAGAGGCCACGCUUCACUGAACUCAAAACACAACUCAGUGUCAUACUGACAGAGGAGAAGGGUAUACAAGAGGAGAGGCUGAGGGAGGAGAUGAGGAGGCAGGUCACCGUUUCCUGGGACUCUGGAGGUUCAGAUGAAGCUCCACCGAAACCCAGUCGGCCAGGCUAUCCCAGCCCUCGCGUCAGUGAAAGCUUCUUUUCCAACCACUUCCAGCCGUCGCCUGGUGGAGUCGGAGGAGUAGGAGGCAGCUAUUCCUCUUCUGAUUCGUGGAAUCAGCUCAGACCUGAACAUGCACCACUGUGGAACCCAACUAUGGAGGAGAGACUGGAUGUGAACCAGGCUCUGAUGGAAGAGACGCUGAUAAAGCAGCAGCAGGAGAUGGAGGAAGACCGGCGGUGGCUGGAGCAGAAGGAGAGCCACAUGAAACCAGAGUCCAGGAACAGCAGAGGAAGCAUCGACAGAGAAGACGGCACUCUGCAGACACCGGGAGGAAGUCCACAUAUCUACCAGCCUGUCGGGAAACCAGAGCAUGUAGCCCCUCCCAAGAAGCCGCCCCGCCCCGGAGCUCACCUCCCCAACCUGGCCAACCUGAGCCCAGUGGACAGCUACAACGACGGGGUCAAGCCAUGGAGGCUGCAGCCCCAGGAGAUCAGCCCACCCCCCACUGCCAACCUGGACCGCUCGAACGACAAAGUGUACGAGAAUGUGACGGGGCUGGUCAAAGCCGUGAUUGAAAUGUCCAACAGGAUCCAGCCUGCUGCGCCAGAGGAGUACGUCCCCAUGGUCAAGGAUGUCGGUCUGGCUCUGAGGACUCUCCUGGCAACGGUGGAUGAAACGAUUCCUGUGCUGCCAGCCAGCACACACAGAGAGAUUGAAAUGGCCCAAAAGCUGCUGAAUUCUGACUUGGCCGAGUUAAUAUCAAAGAUGAAGCUGGCGCAACAGUACGUCAUGACGAGUUUACAAAAGGACUACAAGAAACAGAUGCUAAUGGCAGCUCACGCUCUGGCGGUCGACGCCAAGAACCUGCUGGACGUCAUCGACCAGUCGCGACUCAAGAUGAUCAGCCAGAUCCGCCCACAGUAGUCCUGGAUCCAGGCGGAUCCGUACGCGGGCCGUUCGUUGGAUAUCUGCGACGGAUAGAGGAAAACAAGGGGCAGAUGUGUGGACGGCAGACAUGACUGAAACAAUCAGCCCUCAUUUUCUCCUCUGAACAACAUCCACAGCUUCCCUUCUUUCUGGAAACUCGCGUUUUGGUCCAUUUUUUUUUUUUUUUUGUGUUUUCUACAUUGUUUGGUCAUGUAUCCGGAGAAACACUAUCACUGAUGAGAAAAAGAAAAACAAAG